This is a messenger RNA of Cuscuta europaea, 2737 nucleotides long. NCBI's taxonomy places the organism in Eukaryota, Viridiplantae, Streptophyta, Magnoliopsida, Solanales, Convolvulaceae. The record is from the annotation of a GenBank genome assembly.
UCCAUUCAAAUCCUCUAGAAUGAGAAUUUGGGGACACCCCUAAACAUCCCAACUGCCGGAUUAAUUCAAGACUAGAAAAGACAUCUUCCGUAUAACUUCCACGCUAUAUCACUCGUUCUCCUUUUCUCUGGUUCAAUGGCGGCUCUCUCAACUCACUUUGCCCCAUUCCAUGCCCUGAAACCACCAUGCGAUUAUCGCAGUUUCUCAACAACGAUAGGCCUCUUCACGGCAAGCCCGAUUAUCCAUGCCCGGAAGCCCAAAAAACUCGCCGUCGUCUUCGCAAAUGCCGCUGAUGGGAAGCCCAAUGCUCAGAGCGAAAUCUCCUUCCCCACUUCCGCUCCAUCCACCCCUACCCAGCGGCAGAAAGUGAGACGCCACACGAUCUCGGUAUUUGUUGGAGAUGAAAGCGGAAUGAUAAAUAGGAUCGCGGGGGUGUUUGCCAGGAGAGGUUAUAACAUUGAGACCCUUGCUGUUGGCCUGAACAAGGACAAGGCUCUCUUCACCAUAGUUGUGUCUGGAACUGAAACUGUAUUACAGAACGUUGUGGAACAGCUCCGGAAGCUGGUCAAUGUAUUAAAGGUUGAAGAUAUAUCAAAGGAGCCUCAAGUUGAACGCGAACUGAUGCUGAUUAAAAUUGAUGCUGAUCCAAAAUUCCGUGCUGAGGUUAUGUGGUUGGUAGACAUCUUUAGGGCCAAAGUUGUGGAUAUUUCAGACCACUCACUAACUAUUGAGGUAACUGGAGAUCCAGGAAAGAUGAUCGCAGUUCAGAGGAACUUGAGUAAGUUUGGAAUUAGGGAAAUUGCCAGGACUGGGAAGAUAGCCUUGAGACGGGAGAAGAUGGGGGAAUCUGCUCCUUUUUGGCGGUUUUCAGCAGCCUCAUAUCCUGACCUCGAGGCAGUGAUGCCCAUCGGCACUAUUUCAAGAAAAACAUUGGGUUCUCUUGAUGGACAUGCUGAUUCUACAACUGGGGGAGAUGUUUAUCCAGUAGAGACAGAUGAUGAACCUUCAGUCAGUCAAGUUCUUGAUGCCCAUUGGGGUGUUCUCACCGAUUAUGAUGUUAGUGGGCUACGUUCACAUACACUAUCAUUGCUUGUGAAUGACUCUCCUGGUGUCCUCAACAUAGUAACAGGGGUUUUUGCUAGACGUGGAUAUAAUAUCCAAAGUUUAGCUGUUGGGCAUGCUGAAGUUGAGGGACUCUCCCGCAUUACUACUGUUGUUCCUGGGACUGAUGAAUCUAUCAGCAAGUUGUCUCAGCAACUUCGUAAAUUGGUAGAAUUGCGUGAGGUCAAGGAUCUAACCCAGUUGCCAUUUGCGGAACGAGAGCUCAUGUUGAUUAAAAUUGCUGUAAAUGCUGCCGUCCGUCGUACUGUUCUCGAUAUUGCCAGCAUUUUUAGAGCUAAAGCUGUUGAUGUGUCUGACCAUACCAUAACUCUAGAGCUCACAGGAGAUUUGGAUAAGAUUGUUGCUUUGCAAAGGCUGUUGGAACCGUAUGGUAUUUGUGAGGUGGCACGAACUGGACGUGUUGCACUGGCACGUGAAUCGGGGGUGGACUCGAAAUACCUCAGAGGAUACUCUUUCCCGUUAUAGAUAUUAGAGAGGCAGUCCUUCAUUGAACUGAAGGGGGGUGGCAAGAAUGAGUUUUGUAGGAGUUUCCUCUUUACUUAAAACAAGAAGGAAUUGGAAUUUUAAGGAAGUUUCCUCAUCAUGUUUUAUAACUAAUACCUCUUUUCAAAAAAUCGUUCUAGGCGCCCGAUUAAUCCCCGCCUAGGCGCUAGACGGUGGCCGGGCGCCCCGAUUUUCGUCUAGACGCUCCGACUAAUUGGUUUGUCGUCAAUGUGAUUUAGUCGGCCGUCUAUAGCGCCUAGUUGUCCGCCUAGAGCGCCAAAUCGGCUUCCUAGGUCGUCUAAAUUCGCCGAACAUUACUUUACUUUUUAAUUUUAAUUUUCUAAGUGAUAUACGUACUUUAACUUUAGCCAAGGAUAUAAAGAAAUGAAGUUGUAAAUUAAGAUAAAACUAUAUAUAUUUGUAUAUAUACCUAAAUUCUAUCAUUAUUUAUACUUAUAACAUAAUGAAGUUAAUGAUUAGUUAGCAUAUACAACAUAUGAUUAAAUGUGAUCUAUCAUUCAUGUUUGUUAAUGUGUGUGUAUAUUAUUCACACAAAAAUACAAUAUUACUUAUCAUAUUUAUGCAAAAAUAUAGAUAAAAAUUCAAUUUCUAUGUCUCCGACUAGUCUCUGCCUAGACGUCCGCCUAGCCGCCUAGGUGCUAGGUGCUGGGCUGGCGCUCGACUAGCGUCUAGCGCCUUUUAGAACAUUGACUAAUACUACGUAUAUUAUUAUUAUUAUUAUUAUUAUUAUUAUUAUUAUUAUUAUUCAUUUUUAUAUGGAUGAAAUAAAACCAUGGGUUUUUGUGUACUUUGUCUAAUUGACAUAGAAGUUUGUUAUUAACAAUCCACUGCCUCAAAGAUAUACUACGUACGAAUUAUCAAUCAAGGAUUUUGUAGAUGUAAGCUGUCGAUCUAAAGUCCUCCUAAAGCUGACGCAAAGGUUCUCUCCUACGGUGGGAAAAUGGCGGUUGGAUGUAUGCAGUCUUACCCUUAUACUAAAGCAUAGAUAGACUAUUUUCGGAUGACCCAUAGUGAAAAUCACGUCAAAAAUUGCAUGAUCUGAUUGUUGUUUCAUUGCAAAGAAGUGCAGACAAUUUAGUGAGCCAUUUUGCCUUAUUCCAUCAUAUUUUCA